Molecule: messenger RNA, 1650 nt
Organism: Aspergillus aculeatinus CBS 121060
Lineage: Eukaryota; Fungi; Ascomycota; Eurotiomycetes; Eurotiales; Aspergillaceae
Product: proline permease PrnB
Exons: 2
Coding region: 1-1650 (549 amino acids)
Biological process (GO): amino acid transmembrane transport
Cellular component (GO): membrane
Molecular function (GO): amino acid transmembrane transporter activity
Source: RefSeq, a predicted model, not a curated record
AUGGCCACCCAUGAAAAGUCAUCGGGGGUUACCCCCUCGCGCCCUGACCCAGAAGUUGCGACCAUGGAUGUUAAGCCCGGGACGAUGAUCGAGCGAGAGCUGUUCGAUGAGCGCUACAAGCCCACCCAGCGUGGCCUCAAGAGUCGCCAUGUCCAGCUGAUGGCGCUAGGAGGCACAAUCGGCACCGGUCUCUUCGUCGGUUCAGGUCAAGCGCUACACAUCGGAGGCCCCCUGUCGCUGUUGCUAGGAUACAUCUUCAUCUCGGGGCUCGUCUACGCGCUCGUCACCGGCCUCGGUGAGGUCGGGGCCUAUCUCCCGACCCACGGCGCAACCAUGGCCCACCACUCCGUCCGCUACGUGUCACGCAGUCUGGGCUUCGCCAUGGGCUAUCUAUACUGGUACAGUCUGGGGAUCCUGGUACCCUACGAGAUCGUCGCCGCAUCGAUGGUCAUCGACUACUGGCACCCGGACGUCAACCUCGCCGUCUGGAUUACGAUCAUGCUGGUGGUGAUAGUCCUCUUGAACUUCCUGCCCGUGCGCUUCUACGGGGAGACGGAAUUCUGGUUCGCGGGCAUCAAGAUCAUCACGCUGGUCGGCCUCCUGCUGCUGGCCUUCAUCCUCUUCUGGGGCGGCGGGCCCAACCGCCAGCGCCUGGGGUUCCACUACUGGAAGGACCCCGGCGCGAUGAACACCUACCUCGUGCACGGGGACGCCGGCCGCUUCGUCGGCCUGCUGCAGUGCGUCGUCAAGUCGGCGAUCGCGUUCAUCUUCGCGCCGGAACUCAUCGUCAUCAGCGGCGGCGAGAUGGAGUCCCCGCGGCGCAACCUCCCCAAGGCCGCGCGCCGCUACAUCUACCGCCUGGUGAUCUUCUACAUCCUCGGCGCGCUCGCCAUCGGGGUGAUCUGCUCGUCCAACGCCCCGCAGCUGAUCAACGGCACCGGCACCGACGCCAGCUCGUCCCCCUGGGUGGUCGCGAUCUCCAACGCCGGCAUCCCCGUGCUGGACAGCAUCGUCAACGCCGCGAUCCUGACGUCGGCCUGGUCCGCCGGCAACUCGUUCCUGUACAUGUCCUCGCGCUCGCUGUACUCGCUCGCCGUCGCCGGCAACGCCCCGACCAUCUUCAAGACCUGCAACCGCUGGGGCGUCCCCUACCUCGCGGUCAGCGUCUCCGCCCUCUUCGCCCUGCUCGCCUACAUGGCCGUCGGCAGCGGCAGCUACACCGUCUUCAACUGGCUCAUCAACUUCACCAACACCUCCGGCUUCAUCUCCUGGAUCUGCUGCAGCAUCGUCUACUUCCGGUUCGACGCCGCCGUCAAGGCCCAGGGCGUCGAGAAGCCCUACGCCUCGCGCCUGCAACCCUACGGCAUGUGGGUCGGCCUCGUCGGCUCGGUGUUCCUGGCCCUCAUCAACGGCUUCACCUGCUUCUUUCCGUCCGAGUGGUCCGCCAGCAACUUCUUCACCGCGUAUAUCGGCAUCCCUGCGUUCGUGUUGUUGUACUUCGGCCAUCGUGUCGUCUUCCGUCGCGAUCCGUGGGCCUGGAAACCCACUGAAGUGGAUCUGGUGUCUGGGCUGCAGGAGAUUCUGGAGGCGGAGCGUCCGCCUCGGCCGAGGGAGACGUGGGCGCAGAAGUUACGGGUGUUGAUUGAGUGA